AAAGAUUGUGCAGCCUUCUUACACGAAGAUGAUGAAUAAAGAUGAAAACAAGAAAGUUGCAGAUACACCUUCUGGAUUGUUUACAAAGACACACGAAAAAUUGCGACAAGCAGGUGAAAAGUGGAUGAAGGAGACAGCAAACUAUAGCAUGCUUGUGGCGACAUUGAUUGCCACCGUAGUUUUCACUGCAGCCUUCACUGUACCGGGUGGAAACCACCAAGAAAUAGGCACUCCUAUUUUCUUAGAAAGCAAUUGGUUUAUGGCUUUCUUCAUAUCAGAUGCAAUUGCAUUGCUGUCCUCAUCAACUGCGAUAUUGAUAUUCUUGUCAAUUCUCACGUCACGUUAUGCAGAAGAGGAUUUCCUUCAGUCAUUACCUACGAGGUUGUUGCUUGGACUCGCAGCACUCUUCAUCUCUGUUGCAGGCAUGGUUGUAGCUUUCUGCGCAACUUGCUUUUUGGUCUAUAACCGCAAAAUGGCAAGUGUUCCAAUUGUUAUAAUUGGGUUGGCCGGUAUCCCAGUUACUUUGUUUUUUAUUUUACACUAUCGACUUUGGGCUGAUGUAUUCCGCUCAACAUAUCAGUCUAGGUUUCUUUUUCGACCACGUCAAUGUAAAAUUUUCUUGGAAGAAUCCUACUAGCUAGACAAAAUCU
This is a messenger RNA of Juglans microcarpa x Juglans regia, 650 nucleotides long. RefSeq lists its product as uncharacterized. Bases 29 to 637 code for a protein of 202 amino acids. The transcript has a single exon. Lineage: Eukaryota; Viridiplantae; Streptophyta; Magnoliopsida; Fagales; Juglandaceae. The record is from RefSeq and is a predicted model, not a curated record.